AUAUGAGUAUCAAAACUAAUUAUCCGAUUGAGUCAAUUAGGGAUUUAGCUGUGAAUAAUUACCCGACGCACUAUUCCUAUUCCCAAUUCUUGCUUCUCUUCUAGUUGUAGCCCAGCACCCGUCGCAAUCCACCACCACCCACCUCUUCCAGUUUCGCGCCGUCCAUUUAUACGCCCAGUUGGAUGGUUAUUGUUAGUGGAUAUGACGGUUGCUCAUGCGACGGCGGCAAUGGAAGAUAACCGAUCAGCGCCAUCGACGGCUAGGGUUCAGCCGUCAGCCUCGAAGUUCAAGCGCUGGGGCAGGCGAUCACCAUUUCUGAGAUAUGGUCUUCCGAUGAUCUCACUCACUGUUAUUGGAGCACUGGGACUCGGUCAUCUACUUCAAGGGAGCAAGGACAUUGCUAAAGUGAGGGAUGACCAAGAAUGGGAAAUUAUUGAGACAAGAAAAGCACUAUCACGAACCGGACCUCUUAAUGCUUACAACCCUAAAAAGACAUCGCUGGAGGAAGAGCUGAAGGCUUUGCAACAAAUGGUUGACAUAGAUAAUUAUGAAUACAAGAAAAUUCCAAGUUGCGGUACUCGUACAUACCUUUAGCCAUACUCGAAUAAUAACAUUGUGGGUGAACCCUAGCACAGACGAUCGUGAAGCGGUGGUUGCAGAAUUAGAGGAAUUAGGGAUUUUGCUAAGGAAGAUGAAGUGACUAACCUAAAAAUGUUAUAUACUCCUAUAUUUGAAACGUUUCAGUGAGUAAUUGUUAUGCAUUAAAUUUUUCU
Messenger RNA from Salvia hispanica, 773 nucleotides. NCBI's taxonomy places the organism in Eukaryota, Viridiplantae, Streptophyta, Magnoliopsida, Lamiales, Lamiaceae. The record is from RefSeq and is a predicted model, not a curated record.